CAUCAAGUAUGUCAUCAAAACGGUGGAGGUGGAGUCGCCCAAGACCAAGCAGGCCCUCAACGAGUCCCAGACCCGGAACCAGCACCUGCAGGAGCAGGUGGCCAUGCAGAGACAGGUGCUGAAGGAGAUGGAGCAGCAGCUGCAGAGCUCGCACCAGCUGACCGCACAGCUGCGGGCCCAGAUCGCCAUGUACGAGGCGGAGCUGGAGCGGGCGCACGGGCAGAUGCUGGAGGAGAUGCAGUCCCUGGAGGAGGACAAGAACCGGGCCAUCGAGGAGGCCUUCGCCAGGGCCCAGAUCGGCCAGGCCAUCGAGGAGGUCAACAGCAACAACCAGGAGCUGCUGCGCAAGUACCGCCGGGAGCUGCAGCUGCGCAAGAAAUGCCACAACGAGCUCGUGCGGCUGAAAGGCAACAUCCGGGUGAUUGCCCGUGUCCGGCCAGUCACCAAGGAGGAUGGGGAAGGACCCGAGGCGACCAACGCGGUGACCUUCGAUCCUGACGACGACUCCAUCAUCCACCUGCUGCACAAAGGGAAGCCUGUGUCCUUCGAGCUGGACAAGGUCUUCUCCCCGAGGGCCUCCCAGCAGGACGUCUUCCAGGAGGUGCAGGCCCUGAUCACCUCCUGCAUCGACGGGUUCAAUGUCUGCAUCUUCGCCUACGGCCAGACGGGUGCUGGCAAGACGUACACGAUGGAGGGAACCCCUGAGAACCCAGGCAUCAACCAGCGGGCCCUGCAGCUGCUCUUCUCCGAGGUGCAGGAGAAGGCCUCCGACUGGGAGUUCACCAUCACCGUCAGCGCGGCCGAGAUCUACAACGAGGCCCUCAGGGACCUGUUGGGGCAGGAGCCCCAGGAGAAGCUGGAGAUCCGGCUGUGCCCCGAUGGCAGCGGGCAGCUGUACGUGCCAGGGCUGACGGAGUUCCGGGUGCAGAGCGUGGACGACAUCAACAAGGUGUUUGAGUUCGGCCACACCAACCGCACCACGGAGUUCACCAACCUGAACGAGCACAGCUCCCGCUCGCACGCCCUGCUCAUCGUGACGGUGCGCGGUGUGGACUGCAGCACCGGCCUCCGCACC
Messenger RNA from Myotis brandtii (Brandt's bat), 1075 nucleotides. RefSeq names its product kinesin-like protein KIFC3. Lineage: Eukaryota; Metazoa; Chordata; Mammalia; Chiroptera; Vespertilionidae. The record is from RefSeq and is a predicted model, not a curated record. Gene Ontology annotation, biological process: microtubule-based movement. The annotation marks the transcript as partial. Gene Ontology annotation, molecular function: microtubule motor activity; ATP binding; microtubule binding. The transcript is spliced from 9 exons.